Macroventuria anomochaeta is the source of this 621-nucleotide messenger RNA. RefSeq lists its product as uncharacterized. The transcript has a single exon. Bases 148 to 495 code for a protein of 115 amino acids. Lineage: Eukaryota; Fungi; Ascomycota; Dothideomycetes; Pleosporales; Didymellaceae. The record is from RefSeq and is a predicted model, not a curated record.
GGGGGGGGGGGGAUGUUACGAUUUUAUCUCUUUGAGCGCUACUAGCGAUGUUUGAUAUGCGUAAAGCUUGAGUACGGCACUACAACUAUGGGGUUGGGGCUUCUUGAGGAACUUAGUAAGGUGCGCCUCUAAAUGAAGAGACACACCAUGUCCCGAGACAGGUUGGUGGUUUGGCUCUCCGUUGUCUCCCCCUCGAAAGGUUGUGAAGGCGCCGUUGAAUCUCACCAUUCUUUGACUAUCUCUUCUCUAGCGUGCCGGUCUCCGAGACAGAUUACUGUGACGUUGGUGAUGCUGUCGGUCGUUUCGUCAACACCGUCAAACGACCCUUUGGCAAAAACCCCCUAUCUACUUGCGACUUUAAGAGCCUCUUCAGAUAUCGCAGGGUCAGGGGAUACAGCCGCUAGCGAAUGCAACUACACCCUUGCACGCAGCUGCAACACCGUUUCUACAAGCCUUCAAACAGUGGUCUGCAGCCCUACCUGCUCUAUCCGGUAAACUGUCUAACCUACGCAGGCCACACUAAGGGAGUGAAUAAACAGCUCUGGGCCCUCCCUACGCAGUUGAUUAUGAAUGUAGUAGACCACCCCUCACAUUGAAAAUAACUAAUCUCGCCACAAGGAC